AUGCGGAAGGAGAAGGCAGCGGCAGCCCGGGUGGCCUCGGAGGGCAUAACUAGCCGGGACCAAAUGGAAAUGAUGGAGGCCAACAUUGCCCGCAUGGUCGGGAAUUUGGUAGACGCGCGGUUGGCCGCACUCGAGUCCUGGCUCAAGCGAGAAGAGGUCGCCCGCCUUCCCCUGGCGGGUGAUAAUUCGGUCGUCGCCGUAGAGGCUAGGAGGGCAAUCAAACAGGUGGCCCUGCAAAGAGGGCCCAAGGUGUGGGCCCCUUCACAGGCGACUUCGGCGCCGGUGGUGGUCUCCGAUGAGGAGUUCCCUUCCCUCCCUGCGCCUUCCAAGGGGAAAGGCCAAAGGUCUAAGGGGGGGAAGGAGAUGGUGUGGACCGCGUUUGGUCCAUCCACAUCGGCUGGAGGGACCGAAAGGGGCAACGUGGGGAACGGGGCCAAAGCGGCCGCGUGGACGGAAGUGGUCCGCCGCAAGACCCCUAAAAAGAAGGAAGUGGUGCCGGGGCCUAAGACGCCGGCGCCACAACCGAAGAAGAAGGCGGGCCCUAAGGAGGGCCCCAAAAAAGUGGCGCUCACAGGCCGGCUGUGCAAGAUUAUCCUAGACAGACUCUCGAGGGCCAUUGAACCUCUUCUUCGCAGAGAACAGGCUGGAUUCCGACCCAACAGAUCGUGCACCGACCAGAUUAUUACCUUACGCAUAAUCGUCGAGCAAGCAUCAGAAUGUCAGAGGGAAAUGUAUUUGACCUUUAUGGAUUUCGAAACGCUGAUAUGGACAUGUAUCUGGAAGCGUUCACGUAAAGUUGGUGUCCCCGCCAAAAUAAUCAACCUGAUAAAAACCCUCUACAAGAAAUAUUCCUGCAGAGUAACUCACAACGGCCUUUUGUCGGAGGACAUGGACGUACCAGUCAAUGCAGGUGUUAGCCAGGGGUGUCUCCUUUCUCCUAUUCUCUUCCUUGUCGUUCUGGAUGGUAUCAUGCAGAAAGUCAAAAAAAGCAAGCGCUGCGGCAUAGAAUGCCAUACACACCGUGACAUGCAAGCCAAACUGGACGACCUACGACGAGAAGCAAUAGAGAUGGGGCUAAAAAUAAACACGCGAAAGACCCAGGAGAUGAGGUGCGGAGCAAUUACCUCUCUACCGUUGCUCAUUGGCACAGAAGCUGUAGAAAAAGUCCACAACAACACCUACCUAGGGAGCAUAGUGUCGGAGAGUGGAGGUACCGAAGAGGACAUCGCUUCGAGAAUCGCCAAAUCAAGAGCAGCCUUCGCGCAACUCCGUCCUGUAUGGCAGUCACGGAAACCGACCAGGAGAGUUAAACUCAAAAUAUUCCGGCCCAACGUCAAAUCCGUGCUGUUAUACGGAUGCGGCUUGCAGGAGUCCGGAGGCAUCCACAGUCCGGAGUUCGGAGGCGGAGGCUGA
This is a messenger RNA of Danaus plexippus (monarch butterfly), 1413 nucleotides long. RefSeq lists its product as uncharacterized. The coding region runs from base 1 to 1413 and encodes 470 amino acids. NCBI's taxonomy places the organism in Eukaryota, Metazoa, Arthropoda, Insecta, Lepidoptera, Nymphalidae. The transcript is spliced from 4 exons. The record is from RefSeq and is a predicted model, not a curated record.